AUGAUGGCGCACGAAGCUCCAAUCAAUAUAAAACCUCCAGGUGGCCCGAAGGCGCCCAAACCGUCAAAGAAUAAGCAUGCCCAACGCCAGGGAAAGUUGCCAAAUGGGGCUAAACCGGAUUUUGGACCUGGCAACGACGAAGGUGCUCAAAUUAAGCCCAAGAAGGGCCUUCUUCCAAAUGGUGAGAAACCUAACUUUGGUGAGAAGCCAGAAGCAAAGAAACUGAAUGGAAAGGGUAAGAAGGAAGGAAACGCCAGCAAGGAUCAUGAAGGCGGGAAGAAGUCCAAGAAGAAGAAUGCAAAUGGCAGCGGCCCUGCGGUUGCGAAAGCGGAAGAGGGGUACGCUGGCUCGUCCUUCCACUCAUCUCCUGAAGCGUUGGCAUUACCUAAGCCUUCUUUCAAGACAUCCCCCAAACAGAAACAGACUGAGACCCCAGCUGCCAGUGCCUCUAGCACCGCCACGUCGGUUUCUCAGUCUCGCAACUCUCCUGUCCAGCAUUUGCCUCAGAGACCCAUUUCCAUGGGUGCUGUACCAGCUACUCCCUUUGUCUACCAAGGAAUGCCUCCUCAGGGUCCUCCGCAAUUCCCUGUAGUUGCUCAUCCUCAUGCGAUGCCUCCGGGCCCUGGCCCAUACCAGCCUGGGUUCAGCUACACGGUGAACCCUCAGGGUUACAUCAACUAUCAAUACCCUCCGGGAGCUGUUCCACCGCCACAUCCUCUUGGCAUGGCGUUUGGAUAUCCACAGCCAUACCCACCGCCUCAUUCGAUGCCUUCUGGACCGCAGAACCCUGCCAACACAAGCGCCUCCUCGGCGCCAUUGGGGGGCCACAAGAUCACCUUCAAUGAAUUGAUGAGCUCCUCCAAGUGA
Messenger RNA from Candidozyma auris, 867 nucleotides. RefSeq lists its product as uncharacterized. Bases 1 to 867 code for a protein of 288 amino acids. Lineage: Eukaryota; Fungi; Ascomycota; Pichiomycetes; Serinales; Metschnikowiaceae. The record is from RefSeq and is a predicted model, not a curated record. The transcript has a single exon.